Messenger RNA from Phanerochaete carnosa HHB-10118-sp, 578 nucleotides. RefSeq lists its product as uncharacterized. Lineage: Eukaryota; Fungi; Basidiomycota; Agaricomycetes; Polyporales; Phanerochaetaceae. The transcript has 3 exons. The record is from RefSeq and is a predicted model, not a curated record. The coding region runs from base 42 to 563 and encodes 173 amino acids.
UAAGGUACUGCUCAAAAGAAUGUCAACGCUCGCACUGGCGCAUGCACAAGAGAGCCUGCGCAGUUGGCAGCACCACCCGGCAGGAGCUGGCUGAGACCAAUCCGCAGGCUCACGACGAAAUGACAGCCAUCGGCAAGUGGCUUACGUACUGGCGGUCAACGCUGUUCGAGUACGGCUUGUAUGCCAUGGACUUGGCAAACCAUCCGCCAGAGAGGCUGGCGACCCAUAUUGCGUUCGUUGAAUUUAUAUUCGGGGAACCGAGAGGGCGACAUCGGUUGCUGCAGAUGCACGCUGCAAUGGUUAUCCCACGCGAGCGCUUUAUCGACAUGAUGCAAGAGCAAGGCGUCACGAAAACAUACGUUGACGACAAUCGCGGGCCUGACGUCUUGCAGAUUACAUUUGUUGUCAACGGACAUAUACGCACGCUCUGGGCGGCCAUCGGCGAUCUUGAGUCUUGGCGAAACGAAGACAAGGCGAUAUCGCGCCGUCGGGCGCAGCAGUGGGCCGAGGUGCUAAGUGAGAAACUUGAGCGUGGACGGCCGUCGAUUAGCAAUGAAUUGUAACAUACCUGAGUCGCA